Messenger RNA from Doryrhamphus excisus (bluestripe pipefish), 5295 nucleotides. RefSeq names its product protein kinase D3 (gene prkd3). The record is from RefSeq and is a predicted model, not a curated record. Lineage: Eukaryota; Metazoa; Chordata; Actinopteri; Syngnathiformes; Syngnathidae. Gene Ontology annotation, cellular component: cytosol. Gene Ontology annotation, biological process: intracellular signal transduction; phospholipase C-activating G protein-coupled receptor signaling pathway; protein phosphorylation. Gene Ontology annotation, molecular function: ATP binding; protein serine/threonine kinase activity.
GUCUACAAUAGGAAGUCAACUGCACGGAAACUACAGAAAGACUACAACUCCCUGCGAACAUAGCGCCUCUUUUUUCCUUCCCUCUUCGCUCAGGGGGAGUAGUCACAGCUGGAAGGAUAAUAAGAUGCGCAUGAAUUUAUUAUCUGAAAUAAGCGCUAAAAGACAUCAAACGGACGGUUCGGUUGGUCUUAGCAAGCCUUUACGGGAGUUUUCAGUUGGUGUGCGUUUUAGUCAAGUUACGCUUUCAUUUGCGACUUUCAACAAAGUGCAGGUUAAACUUAAGUCGUCGCUUUCCUUAGUUGAUGGAGAUUCAAAGUUUGCUCGGUCCACUCGCAUUGGAAAGAAAUGCCUCCUUCGCUGACUGUGAAGUCUUCCCGUGGUCAGAGUGGAUCGGUGACUUCAGUGAAAACAAGGAGCACCACUUCAAGAUAUGACGUCUGUGAUAUUACGGAAUGUUCAGAAACGAUUUUUCAUCUGGUGAACAACUGUGCCGUGUGGGACCACUGAUGCCUCCUGAUUUAUAAAUUCAAGUUGACAUUCUGGAAAAACCAUACAAUACUGACUCACUGAGACCGAUGAGUACCAAAGAUAUUCCCCAGCAAACAUCCCGUCACGCAACCCUGUAGUAUUCAGCUUUGCAAGUUGCCAUUGGAAAAAAACCAAUGUCUGCCUCCUCUCCCACAUCCUUACCUCGUGCCUACCUCCACUCUCUCCAUCCGCACCACCCGACCUUGCCGGCCAUUCUGUCCCCAUCCCCGGCUGGACCGCUUUACACGCGGCUGUCCAACGGAAGUCACAGUGCCCCGAGCCCCACCAACUCUCGUAGCUCUUUCCAUGGGGUGUCCUUCCUGCUGCAGAUUGGACUGACCAGAGAGACUGUGAACCUGGAGGCCAGUGACCUGUCGCUGUCCGCUGUCAAGGACCUGGUGUGCUCGAUAGUGGACCAGAAGUUCCCAGAGUGUGGCUUUUUUGGCAUGUACGACAAGAUCUUGUUGUUCCGCCAUGACCUAAAUGAUGAAAACAUCCUGCAGAGACUGACCUCCGCAGAAGACAUCCACGAGGGAGACCUUAUAGAGGUGGUGCUCUCCGCCCAAGCCACAGUUGAAGACUUCCAGAUUCGACCUCAUGCCCUUUAUGUUCACUCCUACAAGGCCCCCACCUUCUGUGACUACUGUGGGGAGAUGCUAUGGGGUCUCGUUCGGCAGGGGCUUAAAUGUGAAGGUUGUGGGCUAAACUACCACAAGCGCUGUGCCUUUAAGAUUCCAAAUAACUGUACUGGUGUGCGAAAGAGGCGAUUGUCCAAUGUGUCGCUGCCUGGACCUUCCCUAUCUGUUCCCCGACCAGUACCUGCAGAGAAUGCCGCGGUUGUCUUGGAGGAGCAGAGAUCCCAUCAGGAAGCAGGGAAGCGGAUCCUGUCAUGGAGUGGCAGGCCUAUCUGGAUGGAAAAGAUGGUGUUGGGUCGGGUUAAGGUACCCCACACCUUUGCCAUUCACACCUACACCCGACCCACUAUCUGCCAAUUCUGCAAGCGUCUGCUCAAGGGUCUUUUUCGCCAGGGAAUGCAGUGUAAAGAUUGCAGAUUCAACUGUCAUAAACGGUGUGCUUCAAAGGUACCAAGAGACUGUUUGGGGGAGGUGGACUUCAAUGGCGAGCCAGCCAGCCCAGGCCCGGACUCUGACACCACUCUGGAUACAAUGGAGGUAGACAGCACUGACAUGGAUGGCAGCAGAGGGCUAGAUGACCCUGAAGAACCCUCCACUCCAGAUGAGAGAAUGUUCGACAUGGACUCUCCCAUCUUGGACCGAGAGAAAGAUGAGGAGCCUGUUAAGACUAUUAGCCCCUCCACAAGCAGCAACAUCCCUUUGAUGCGGGUGGUCCAGUCCAUCAAACACACCAAGAGGCGGAGCUCCACCUUAGUGAAGGAGGGCUGGAUGGUUCACUAUACCAGCAGAGACAACCUGCGGAAGAGACAUUACUGGAGGUUGGACAGCAAAAGUCUGAGUCUCUUUCAGAAUGACACCGGAGCCAAGUUCUAUAAAGAAAUCCCUUUGUCUGAGAUCCUCCAGGUAGAGCAGUCCAGAGACUACAGUAGUCUGGCCCAAGGCAGCAACCCUCACUGCUUUGAGAUCAUCACAGCCACCAUGGUCUACUACGUGGGAGAGAACAAUGGAAGCCAUUAUCACAGCCCUGCUCUGGCUGCCUCCGGAGUGGGCUUGGAGGUGGCUCAAGGAUGGGAGAAGGCCAUCAGACAGGCCCUGAUGCCAGUCACUCCUCAACCUAGUGUUGCAAUUGCAGCGGGACCAGGAAAAGAUCACAAAGAGCUGUCAAUCAGCAUAUCUGUGUCCAACUGCCAGAUCCAAGAGAAUGUGGAUAUUGCUUCUGUGUACCAAAUAUUCUCGGAUGAAGUACUGGGGUCAGGACAGUUUGGCAUCGUGUAUGGAGGUAAACACCGAAAGAGCGGCAGGGAUGUGGCCAUCAAAGUUAUUGACAAGAUGAGAUUUCCUACCAAGCAAGAGAGCCAGCUAAGGAAUGAGGUGGCCAUAUUGCAGAAUCUUCAUCAUCCUGGUAUUGUCAACCUGGAAUGCAUGUUUGAGACGCCAGAGCGAGUGUUUGUCGUUAUGGAGAAGCUGCAUGGAGACAUGCUGGAAAUGAUCCUGUCCAGUGAGAAGAGCAAACUGCCUGAACGAAUAACCAAGUUUUUAGUUACACAGAUCCUGGUGGCCUUGAGACAUCUGCACUUCAAAAACAUCGUUCAUUGUGACUUGAAGCCUGAGAACGUUCUACUGGCCUCUGCAGAACCGUUUCCUCAGGUAAAGCUGUGUGACUUUGGCUUUGCCCGCAUCAUUGGCGAGAAGUCUUUCCGGCGGUCGGUGGUGGGCACACCGGCUUACCUGGCUCCUGAGGUUCUACGUAGCAAAGGCUACAACCGCUCCUUAGACAUGUGGUCUGUUGGCGUCAUUGUGUACGUCAGCUUGAGCGGGACGUUCCCUUUCAAUGAGGACGAGGACAUUAAUGACCAGAUACAAAAUGCUGCCUUCAUGUACCCCCCUACACCCUGGAAAGACAUCUCUACAGAAGCCACAGAUCUGAUCAAUAAUCUCCUCCAAGUGAAGAUGAGGAAGAGGUACAGUGUAGACAAGUGUCUCAGCCAUCCUUGGUUGCAGGACUAUCAGACAUGGCUGGACCUCAGGGAGUUUGAGACACGACGAGGCGAACGCUACAUCACCCAUGAGAGCGACGACGCACGGUGGGAAGAGUAUGCGGACGAGCACUGUCUGGUUUACCCCAAACACUUCAUCAUGGCGCCCAACCUUGAUGACAUGGACGAGGAUCCCUAGCGGCACAUGGGUCUUACUACUGCACAUGUGAUCAGAGAAACAGGACCGUCACAGGGGGACUUUUUGCAACAAACUUUGGGAACUGUGGAUUUUCCCUUGCGCUAUUCGCUGCAGAAACACAGAGAAGCCGAUGAUGAGCGGGGGAACCCUGGCGGUGUUUGUAGCAUCAUGCGCUGCUGCAACUAGCAAAGCUGAGGAUGUGCGCCGAUGAAAAACAUACGGGAACUGAUGAUGAGAGAUGACACCCAAACAUUCCAUGAAUUAAAGAACAUGAACUGUUUUCUACACUUUUGGUUCAUGUUGAGUAAUAAUAGGGCUGUUUUUUGUGAGAGGAUGUCUGCGGAAAGAGAACGUAUCCCAGGAGUAAAGGGCACUUUUGUCUCUUGAGAAUUUAUCCCCAAUACUGUAAGUUCUCAUUUCUGAACGGUUUGUGAGACAGUCCUUUGGCAUGAAACUGGAACUACCAUGUAUGUAUUUGUAUGUUAUUUUAAUGUAUUUAGUAAUUGUGGUUGAGUUUUGCACUAUAUUUGCAUUGAACAUUGUGAAGGAAUAGAAAGCGUGUUUGCUGCUACAAAGGGCAUGUCUGGUCUGGUCUGGUGCAAAGUGUUCAACAAUGAUAAUCAGUGCGCUCGUAUUUGCCUCAACGCGAGUAUGAGCGGAUGUAUCACCUGAGAUGGCAAGUGACUACGACUAAAUAAGUUGUACUGUUCCUGAGUACAAUCACUGAAGAGUUAAGUACUAAACUCUGUUCGAACAUCGUGUUUCUAUUUACCGUAUUUUCAGGACUAUAAGUUGCUCCGAAGUAUUCAGUGGUAAACAUAACAAAAAUCAAAUCAAAUCAACUUUAUUUGUAUAGCACUUUUCCUGCAAAGACAUGCAACACAAAGUGCUUUACAGAAUUAAAAACAAUUACCACAAUUAAAAGGAAAAACAAAUCGUAAGAAAGCCCCUCCCACCCUCCAUACUACACACACACACAAUCACACACAGUAGGGAGACAUGGCAUGGCACUGAGGAUCAAGUAAACGCGAUCUUUGGAGCCAUCCACACUGGGAGGAGCCGCAGGCCGUGCCAUCGGGGGACCAGCACCCGGGCCCCCCGACUCCGACAGAUGGGCGGACCCCCACAUUAAAGGGAGGAACCCCCAGCCGGCCGGUUCGAAGGGACCCAAGGAUGGCACCCCCUCAGCAGACCCGACACAGCCCCCAGUGUGGAGGACCUCCCCUGAGGAAAUACUGGAGUUAAAAGCUAAAAACUAAAAGCAUAAAAUAGGACUAAAAAAGAAAAGUUUAAAAAUAUUAGUUAAAAUUAAUUAAUUAAUUAAUAAUUAGUUAUUAGUUAUAAGACCUAUACAGAAACUACACACCAUAACCUGCAUAGAAAGCUUUCUCGAUAUUCCAGAAUCUGCACCUAUUCCAGCUGUGUUUUAAUUGAUUCCACCUACCUCCCAACUGAAUAGGUAAUAGGUCCCCUUCAAGCAAGUUCACCAAGCUCUCGAUCUCAUUCCACAUCACUGAAUGUAGUGAAGUCUUUAUCCUCGGUGCCAUCACCGUCGCUGUCGACAGUAUUGUUUAGUCUUUGUUCAAUUACAUUUUUUUUGAUACACAAGUCCCACUUGUUUAGUUUACUACUAGCUCAAAUUUGACUUAUAGUUCUGAAAAUACGGUUGUAUUUAAAUGGGACAUAAGCAUUCCAAUUCUGGAUGGUGUUUUGAUGCUCCAUGGGUAACUGAAGCCCUGCACAGAGCAGACGUGUCACAUUGAACAAACUGUCCGUUCCGUUAUCUAAUUGAUAUGAUGCUGUCUGAAAUCGUUCACAUGGCAGUUUGGAAGUUCAUGUUCCUCUUGUCUUUUGGGAGUACAUUCCAGUUUUCCUCAAAUCCUUUUCUCGUCUUUGUUGCCGCUGGAUUGGCAGGUGUUUUGUACAUUUCAGUGCAUACCAAUAAAGACUUUAUUGA